UUGUGCUGGCAUUCCAGAUCCUCCCCCAAGACAAUACACUAAUAAGAUCUAGAUUAAAAGUGUCUAUAAUCUAGAUCUAAAUGGAUUCUUCUUCGGUCAAGUACCAGCACUUUGAGCCUAACCGUGAGGUCACCCUUCAGUCAAAGAAACCCAAACUCUCUCCAGUGCUCGUGGCUGUGUUGAUAUUAACCUGUGUAGCUCUGCUCAUUACAGCUGUGCUGGCCAUUAGUAUUGGUGUGGGAAUCUCUACCACACAGCAGCAACAAGUCUCUGGACUUCAAAAUGUGUUCGUAUCGAAUAACAAGCUUGAAGGGGAGUAUUAUGGUGCCCAAGGUGGUAUUCAUUUCCAGAGUACAGUGAACGGCACCCACUUUUACUACAUAGUGAGCACGGCAGAUGGUGAGUUGAUUAUAAUGAUGGUGCAUCCGAGGGAAUCACCCAUGAUCAUGAUGGAAGUGAAUAGCACAGCCUUUCUUUUGAUGAAAAAUGAACAGGGUCCUAAUGACGAAUACGUUAUUCCCGAAAGCAGCAUGGGCACAAUGGAAUCCAUUAUGAUGGGUUACGAGAAUAUGACCACUGAAAUGCUUGAAAAGAUGGACAAUAAGACAGUUGCCAAAAAAUCCCAUGAUUCUUUGAAAAACCUUUCAAUGAGUCCGCAAGCACAACUGAUUAUCGAAGCUGCCCUGGCCCUAGGUGAUACUGGAAUUAAAGGAGAGGACUCUCAAGCUGUAAUGAAGUUCUAUGUGUUCGCUCUAAAGCUAUCGAAUGGAAGAGUUGGUGUAGACACUACUCCAACAGUGCCUAGUUAUUCAAGUAAGAGUAGUAAUCUGCGACAGAGAAGGACUGUGAAUUGUCCAAAUGGCGCUCAAUGUGGAGCAGGGCAGUGCCCCUAUCGAAAAUACGACAAUAAUUGCUUUGGGAUGUGUGGCCCAGGUUGCACUUGUUGGAGUAUAGUGUGUGGUGAUUGCUGCGUUCACAACUUCUGUGAGACACACGACCAGUGUUGUGCAGAUAGCGGUUUUUUCACCUUUACUUGCUGGAGUGUUGGUUUCACAGUAUUUUUUAAUAGCUGCUCCGAUACUUUUACUUGUUAACAGUAUUUUAUCAACUACAUUGCUGAGACUUUCAAAAUAACAGCUACUAGGCUACUUACUAGCUGACCUUGCAUGGAUAAAUUGUUUCCCUCUUUUUUACUGGCUCAUUAAUUUUUUAUAGAGAUGUUAUUUUAUGUUGUUGACAAAGGACAUGUAUGUGAACACCA
Messenger RNA from Halichondria panicea, 1261 nucleotides. RefSeq lists its product as uncharacterized. The transcript has a single exon. Lineage: Eukaryota; Metazoa; Porifera; Demospongiae; Suberitida; Halichondriidae. Bases 81 to 1094 code for a protein of 337 amino acids. The record is from RefSeq and is a predicted model, not a curated record.